Molecule: messenger RNA, 1011 nt
Organism: Plenodomus lingam JN3
Lineage: Eukaryota; Fungi; Ascomycota; Dothideomycetes; Pleosporales; Leptosphaeriaceae
Source: RefSeq, a predicted model, not a curated record
AUGUCGUGGAUGGACUCUUGGUCACGGCCGUCCAAACACGCACUCACCCCGCCACCCCUCUAUCUGACAGUCGGAGACACGGUUCCCUAUUGCCAUACCUGUGGUCGCGUCAUCAGCGAGCGGCGCAAAUCACAAAAUGCCACUGCAGUCAAGUACUGUUCCGCACGCUGUAGGAACAACAAGCCGGGCCCAAUGGACCGCAAGAUCGAGGCCACUUUGGCCGCUUUGCUCAACGGCGCUGCACCAGAAUCAUGCAAGGAAAACGCGCAAACAGACGUACAGCCUCGUCCAAAAGCCGAAGAGGGUACUGCGAAAGAGAAGGACCCAUUCGGCAGCAAAGGCGAAAAGAGGGAGAAGAAACACAAGAAAAAGGCUAGCAAGUCAAACAAAGGAGAACCCAGAAUCAUCAUCGAUUGCAGCACCGUACAGGAACUCGUCUUCCAGCGCGAAAAAGAUCCAGAAAAAGUCUACGGGCGCCGCAAAAACCGCAGGGCACGAUUCGUCGUGGAAAAACCAGAAGAUGGGAAGAGCGUGGACAUGGUCGACCACCCACCGCCAUCGCAACACAACCCUCCAACCCCCUCCCCACAACACCAACACACCUACAGCAGCGACGAAGAUUCCGUCUCCGACUCCGACUCCGAACACAAAGGCGGCAUCAUCCUCGAAUCUGCCCAACAAGCCCCCUCCGACCCAGAAUUCGGCUACGGCGGCGGCAAGAUCCGUCCCCCCCAAGCGCAAAACGACGUCAACGGCAGCAUCGGCGGCGAAAAAGGCUGGGCUGAGCGCGGCGAGGAAACAGACGAGAUGAAGGCGAAGCGCAGACAAGGCCAGAAGAGAGCAGACGAGCGCGAAGCCGUGCGCAAGGCUGCAAGACGGGGCUGCGCAUUCGGUUUGGCCGUCGAGGGAGAGGAGGGGAGGAGGAAGACCGAGGCGGUGAGGAAGGGUGUUGUGGUCGAGGCGAGUUUUGCAAAGGGUGAGUGGGGUAUCCGGUGGCGGGAGAGGGUGUAG